Molecule: messenger RNA, 1965 nt
Organism: Daldinia decipiens
Lineage: Eukaryota; Fungi; Ascomycota; Sordariomycetes; Xylariales; Hypoxylaceae
Product: Clavaminate synthase-like protein
Exons: 2
Coding region: 196-1407 (403 amino acids)
Molecular function (GO): dioxygenase activity
Source: RefSeq, a predicted model, not a curated record
GACGCCAUAGAAUAGGUGGGGCUACAUCAUGAGAUUCACAACAUGGAACUCUGGACUAAGGUACGAAUGUAUAUGUAACAUAAGAUAUAUAAUAUACCUUAGGUACCUAGUUACGUAUAUUCAACUUAGACAUUAAUACUUUUAGAUUUCUCUUAAACCGCUCUUGUGUCUAGACUCGGCAAUUCAACUAAUGCUAUGUCGUUCACUUCGAUUCCGAUCUUGGAUCUGGCCCUCUCUAGGGAUGCGCAGACAAAGCCGCAGUUUCUAGCCGAUCUACGACAUGCCUUAAUGGAGGUCGGCUUCCUAUAUCUCAAGAACGUCGGUAUUCCGACCGAGCUCUGGCAACAAGUCAUAUCGGAAGGAAAGGCGUUCUUUGAUAUACCAAAGGAAGAAAAGCUUAAGAUCGAGAUGAAGAACGCGCCGUCGUUCCUGGGUUACUCGCAGCUCUCGGCCGAGAUAACAGCCGGCAAGAUAGACCAUAGGGAACAGAUCGACCUGUCUACAGAGCACCCUAUCCCGAAACCCGACGCGCCGCUAUACGAGAAUCUACUCGCGCCUAAUCAAUGGCCCUCGCAAGAGGUAUUACCCAACUUCCGCGCCGUCUACACCGACUACAUAGGACGCAUGGGCGCUAUCUCGAUAGAAUUUACAUCCCUGAUCGCAGAGGCCAUCGAGCUACCUUCCGAUGCGUUUAACCGGUAUUUUGAUCCGGAUCAGCAGCAUAAGUUGAAGAUCGUUAAAUAUCCCGAUGUAUCCGAAUUAGGGCUGGGUGACGGUGUUGAAGGCCAAGGAGUUGGUCCACAUAAGGAUAGUAUGUUGACAAGUUACCUACUGCAAGCAAGCAACCACAGGGGAUUGCAGGUCCAGAAUAUGCAGGGCAGAUGGAUCGACUGCCCACCGAUCGACGGCACAUUGGUAGUGGCCAUCGGACAAGGCUUAGAGGCCCUGACGCAAGGAGUUUGCGCGUCGACAACCCAUAGAGUCCUCUCACCUGAGGCGGGUAAGGGUGCGAGAUUCUCGAUCCCGUUCUUCCAGGGGGUCCGAGCCUCUACGACGUUCGAGGAGCUGGACGAGGUCGGCGUCGGGCAAGUGCCAGAGGGGAUCAAGCAGCGGCGACAGAAAGUACUAGAGGCGAAUGGAGGUAGGCUUGACGAUGUCGAGUUUACCUUUAGGAAGGGCGGUGUAGCAUCGACGCUGGGCGAGGCAACACUAAGAAACAGAGUCAAGAGUCACCCAGAUGUGGGUGAGAGAUGGUAUCCAGACAUCUUGAAAGACAUACGAGAGCAGCAGGCCAGUGAGGCGGCUCAGAAGCAAGAGGCGCAAGGAACGUCAAACAACACCAACGCACCUGCGAGCGGAGGGGUUGCAGAUAUCAACACCCAGGCGCAGGCGGUGGAAGCACACUAAUAACGUGUAUACUACCAUAUACAAAAUGCGAAUCAUCAAGACGUGAGAAAAUCUCAGUUAACUCGGUGCAAUUUCAUUAAUCAAAGUUGCGUCGUGAUUUCAUAGCAACACGCCCAUAUAAGACCUCUCUGCUGAACACCAAGUGCGCCAAUCGCUAUGCGCAUUGUUCAUCUGUUCGAUCGUUCCGUACGGAUACGGACCAUCGUUUUGUCUAUUUGGCUGGAGGAGCGUCGUGGCCGGGGAAGCAAUCGGCCAUGGUCUUGUUAUGCUUAUUGACAGCGUGCUCGGUGAGCCUAUGUGAGAGCACGGUUAGUAGAGAUAUACAAUUGGAUAUACAAUUGUGCAUUAACAAUUGUGCAUUGACAAUGCGAUUUAGAAGCGAGUAACGUACUGAGGCGCACGGGUGGUCUUCAGGAAGGUCGAUUUGCAGAUCUGGCACUGGAUAUCCAUAGCCUUGACAUUCUAUGUAAUAGAUCCCAUGUAAGUCAGUGGAGAUGAUCUUCGUUAGAAAUAAGAUCGUCAUAUCAAGACUUACCGACUUCAACUGCGACUUGGCGA